This is a messenger RNA of Zingiber officinale, 1238 nucleotides long. RefSeq names its product calcineurin B-like protein 7. The transcript has 9 exons. Gene Ontology annotation, molecular function: calcium ion binding; kinase binding. The record is from RefSeq and is a predicted model, not a curated record. NCBI's taxonomy places the organism in Eukaryota, Viridiplantae, Streptophyta, Magnoliopsida, Zingiberales, Zingiberaceae. Bases 196 to 846 code for a protein of 216 amino acids. Gene Ontology annotation, biological process: calcium-mediated signaling.
GUCAUUGUUGUUUAAAUGUGUAGCUAGGAACGAUGCCCUCUCGGUUGUGGAACCACGGAGGACGGAGGCAGUCCCUGAUCUCGUGGAGAUCAGUAGCCGGCGCAAGGUCGAUCGAGUGGGAUUAAAUCGAUUUGGAGCUGGCCCAGCUGAACUCAGCUACUUCUUGACCUGUCUUCAUACUCGGUUGUCGGUCUGAUGGGCUGUUUCGCUUCUAAGCUCAGCGGCAAACACGCAGUCGGAUACGAGGACGACCCUGUGGCCCUUGCUUCUCUGACUAAUUUCACUGUAAAUGAGGUCCUCGCCCUUAAUGAGUUAUAUAAAAAGUUGAGUUGCUUGAUUAUUGCGGAUGGGCUAAUCCACAAGGAAGAAUUCCAGCUUGCUUUGUUCAGGAACAGCAACAGGAGAAAUUUUUUUGCAGACAGGGUAUUUGACAUGUUUGAUAUCAAACGAAAUGGGGUUAUUGAGUUUGGAGAAUUUGUUCGAUCACUCAGCAUCUUUCACCCAAGAGCCCCGGAAUCAGAGAAGAUUGAAUUUGCAUUUAAGUUGUAUGAUUUAAGGCGAACUGGCUUCAUAGAGCGUGAGGAGUUGAAGGAGAUGGUGAUGGCUAUUCUCAAUGAAUCAGAUCUGUCUCUGUCGGAUGAACUUGUUGAAGAAAUUGUCAAUAAGACUUUCAAUCAGGCAGAUAUUAAAGGUGACGGGAAGAUCGAUCCAGAUGAAUGGAAGGAUUUUGUCAGUCAAAAUCCAUCUUUGCUCAAGAACAUGACUCUUCCUUAUUUAUCGGACCUAACAACCUCAUUUCCUAGUUUUGUCAUGCAAGCAGACUUGAGCGACACAGACGCCAUGUGAUGUUAUAUCAACUACCAUCACCCGUGUUCUGCUCCAGCUGAAUCUAAUGAAAAAGGAUUACAACCGGUAGUUGCCGAGAAUUGCAUGUACAUAACAUAAGAGAAGUAGCACCAGAAUGGCAAGACCCCUACUAGUCUUUGGCGGCAUAUUAUAAGAUGGAUAUGCUGCUAUUAUAUGUUGUCGUCCUUUUGUUCCGGUUAAUAUUGUGGAAGCAGCUAGCAGAAAACAAUGAUCAAGAUGUGCUAAGUAUAUUGUAUAUUGUAGUAAAUAGUGAUUACGUUUAUCCCAGAUGUUUUUUAUAGUCUGUCCCUAAAUUAUAAUCAAUCGUUAUGUGGCUAGAAGAUGUGCUAUGUAUAUUAUAACUUAGUGAGGUUGACAAAAUCUUAUAAUUA